AGUGAACAAACAACUGAGUCGCUGACAGUACGAAAAUGUUAACCAAGCUGAGCACACGCGGCAUUGCGACGCGCCUAACCCAAGUGGCCCAAAAGGCGCAACCGAAGCCGCAGCAGAGCACCAUCAGCUCUGAGUCGGUGUUCGCACGUGAGCACAAAUAUGGAGCUCACAACUAUCAUCCGCUACCGGCGGCGCUGUCCCGAGGUGAGGGCGUCCAUGUCUGGGAUGUGGAGGGCAAACGCUACUUUGACUAUUUGAGCGCCUACUCGGCGGUCAAUCAGGGUCACAGUCACCCCAAAAUAAUCAAAGCACUAGUGGAGCAGGCACAUAAACUCUCGCUGACGUCACGGGCCUUUUACUCCGAUGUGCUGGGCGAGUACGAGGAGUACAUAACAAAACUGUUCGGAUUUGACAAAGUCCUGCCCAUGAACACAGGUGUUGAGGGGGGAGAGACGGCCUGCAAGCUAGCUCGCAAAUGGGGCUACCUGAGAAAACAAAUACCAAAGAAUCAAGCGAAGAUUAUCUUUGCGCGCAACAACUUCUGGGGUCGCACAUUGUCAGCGAUCUCCGCUUCUAAUGAUCCCACUAGCUACGAAGGAUUUGGUCCCUUUAUGCCCGGCUUUGACCUCAUUGACUACGACAAUGUGACCGCGCUUGAGCAGGCUCUGCAGGACCCCAAUGUGUGCGCUUUCAUGGUCGAGCCCAUACAAGGUGAAGCAGGCGUGGUGGUGCCCCAAGAUGGAUAUCUGCGCCAGGUGCGAGAGCUGUGCUCCAAGCACAACGUGCUUUGGAUCGCGGAUGAGGUGCAGACUGGACUGGCGCGCACUGGCCGCAUGCUGGCGGUAGACUACGAGCAAGUGAAGCCGGAUAUUCUGAUAUUGGGAAAGGCGCUCUCCGGCGGCAUGUAUCCUGUCUCUGCAGUUUUAUGCAACGAUGAAGUAAUGCUGUGCAUUAAGCCUGGCGAGCAUGGCUCCACAUACGGAGGCAACCCACUGGGCUGCAAAGUAGCCAUGGCCGCCUUGGAGGUACUGCAGGAGGAAAAAUUGGCUGAGAACGCCUUCAAAAUGGGUGAACUGCUUCGCAGCGAGCUGGCAACCCUGCCCAAGGAUGUGGUCUCCACUGUUCGCGGCAAGGGCUUACUCAAUGCCAUUGUUAUCAGUUCAAAACACGAUGCUUGGGAUGUUUGCCUGAGGCUCAAAGAAAAUGGGCUGCUGGCCAAGCCUACGCAUGGCGACAUCAUCCGCUUUGCUCCGCCCUUGGUCAUCAAUGAGGAGCAAAUGCUCGAGAGCGUCGACAUUAUCAAAAAAACCAUUUUGUCUAUGUAAACGUCAUCAUCAAAAUACAUUUACCUGUUAAGUUAUUGAACGCAAAAGUCUGAAUUGCAUGUACGAAUUUGUAAUAAUAAAAUCAAAGUAAUUAAUUACAUCUCUA
Scaptodrosophila lebanonensis is the source of this 1431-nucleotide messenger RNA. RefSeq names its product ornithine aminotransferase, mitochondrial (gene Oat). Gene Ontology annotation, molecular function: identical protein binding; pyridoxal phosphate binding; L-ornithine transaminase activity. The record is from RefSeq and is a predicted model, not a curated record. The transcript is spliced from 3 exons. The coding region runs from base 36 to 1325 and encodes 429 amino acids. NCBI's taxonomy places the organism in Eukaryota, Metazoa, Arthropoda, Insecta, Diptera, Drosophilidae. Gene Ontology annotation, cellular component: cytoplasm.